AUGGUGAACUUAGAAUGGAAUCAUUUCGACCCUAUCCCCCCACUUGAUGGGAGGGCCAAGGGUGCGGCCGAGAAAUUCUACCGGGACCUGCAGCACGCCUAUCCCGAGUUUGUCGCUGAUUUCGAAAACAAAUUCACGGCGUGGCAAGCGAGAUGGUUCGAUCCGGAAAGUCCGGGGGCAGUAAGCGCCCUACAACGUUGCGAAUUGCCCGAGUACGACCCUCUUCUGUUUCUGGGACCCAAGAUCACACCCCUGGUUGUGCAUGAACUAUCCAAGCCGGGCAACUUCAUCGCUACCACUCUAUACAACCACCUCGAAACAGACCCCCAAACCCAAGUCCACCCAGAUGACAUCCUCAACUACCUCACCCUGACCCGACACGCCAACCUCAUCGUCGAGCUCAACUACGAACGCUUCCAGCGCGCCCAAGCCCACCUCAACGCCUGGAAAGCCCGCUGCCACGCUAACCGACAACAACAACAACAACAACAAUCUCCAACCCAGCCCCAAAACCAGACACCACAAAGCCAAACCCUAGCACCACCACCCAUCCCCCUGUCCUCCCCCUCCGCCCAAUCAACCACAGUAGCCCACAGCGGAAUCCUAUCAGGCCUAGGCCUCAACUCCCUAGAGUUAGACCCUGACACCUCCUGCGCCGAGUACGAAGCCCUCGUGCGCAUGGGCCCCGGGAUCGUAGCACAGGUGAUGCUGGAGUAUAACCGGGACCGGACAGGGCCAUGGGGGAAGCUGGUGCAUCAGUUGAUUUGUGAGCGGCCGUUGGAGGAGGGGCAAGAAAAGGAACAGGAGGGGUUCUUAGACUCGGUAAAAGGGCAGGAAGGGAGAAGUGUUGGGGAGGAUCCGGUGAGGAGAGAGAAGAGGUUGUUGAGGCGGUAUGAGAAGUGGAGGGAUUGGUUUGAGUGUCAGGAGCAUCAUGAGGUGGUGGGGGGGUCGACGCCGUCGUAUUUGAAGAAUGUGGCGAGUUGGUCGUGA
Molecule: messenger RNA, 990 nt
Organism: Dichotomopilus funicola
Lineage: Eukaryota; Fungi; Ascomycota; Sordariomycetes; Sordariales; Chaetomiaceae
Exons: 3
Coding region: 1-990 (329 amino acids)
Source: RefSeq, a predicted model, not a curated record